Molecule: messenger RNA, 1777 nt
Organism: Sycon ciliatum
Lineage: Eukaryota; Metazoa; Porifera; Calcarea; Leucosolenida; Sycettidae
Product: deoxyhypusine hydroxylase-like
Exons: 13
Coding region: 157-1068 (303 amino acids)
Biological process (GO): peptidyl-hypusine biosynthetic process
Molecular function (GO): deoxyhypusine monooxygenase activity
Source: RefSeq, a predicted model, not a curated record
AUGCAUGCUCAUCAUACUGUGUCAUUAUUUUCAUUUUCAAGUACAGUAGUUCUCACAAACUUUCCUGGCAUUUGUAGUGUUGUUUCUUCUUCUUGUUCGUUGUCUUUCCGUACCUUUCCACUGAAUACGACUAGUGUCAGAGCCUCCUAAUUGACUAUGUCUGACUCUUUAGACGCAGUUGGCCAGGUUCUCAACGACUCGGCCAAGCCGUUGAGUGACCGUUUCCGAGCACUCUUUACUCUGCGAAACCUGGGUGGCUCAACUGCUGUCAGCCACAUUGCCGCAUGUUUCUCUGACUCUUCAGCCUUGCUCAAGCAUGAGUGUGCCUACUGUCUGGGUCAAAUGCAAGAUGGAUCUGCAGUACCAGUGCUUGUCAAAGUACUGGAGGACCGUGAUCAGGAUGUGAUGGUGCGGCAUGAGGCUGGCGAAGCACUUGGUGCCAUUGGAGAUCCAUCAGCUUUGGCGAUCUUAGAGCAAUAUUUGGAAGACUCGGCAGUAGAGGUGGCAGAGACCUGUCGCCUUGCUCUUGAUAGAAUUCAGUGGUCUGUGAAUGUUGCCUGUCAGGAAAAUGAUAAGUUGAGUACAAACCCGUACAAGUCCGUGGACCCAGCACCGCCAGCUGUGAAAAGCGAGGACGUUAACCUGGAUCAGCUGCAGCAAGAUCUCAUGAAUACAUCUCUUUCCCUGUUUGACAGAUACCGUGCACUGUUCUCAUUACGCAACCAUGGUGGUCCUGAAGCAGCGAAGAAAAUUGCAACUGGGCUGAAGGAUACAAGUGCCUUGUUCCGUCACGAGAUUGCUUAUGUCCUUGGUCAAAUGCAAGAGGAUUCGGUUGUUGCUGCCUUGACUGAAAACCUGAAAGACUUGGAAGAAAGUCCAAUGGUGCGACACGAGUGUGCCGAGGCUCUUGGGUCAAUUGGUUCUGAUGAGUGCACACCCAUCUUGCAGCAGUAUCUCCAUGACAGUGAGCAAGUAGUGAGGGAAAGUUGCAUUGUGGCGCUCGAUAUUCGGGACAGCGGCGCCAGCGGGGAAUUUCAGUACGCCAACACACUGUCCAAGGUCAAUUGAUCAGUUUUCAAAUUUCCUGGUCUGACUGCGUGUAGCCGACAAGCUGUCAAGGUCAAUUGAUCAGUCUGCAAUUUCCUGACGUGACUGUGUGUAGCCAACACGCUGUCAAGGUCAAUUGAUUAGUCUGCAAUUUCCUGACGUGACUACGUUCAGUCUACUUCUAGAAAGUGUCAACACUGCUCCAUCCAUCCAUCUGCUAAGGUGUGCAGCACUUGAAAGUCUGGCGGGUUCCAACGCUAUACCGUCGUGAGAACAAUCAAUCCUUAGGCAUGCACUGCACCUUGCACGAGAAGUGAUGUGUGGCUGUUCGCCAUGUGCUGUUUGGGCAGAUGGCCGGGCUAUGUGGUGGUCUCUUCUUCGGGUGCGAUUCAUCUGCACCGAUAUUUUUGUGGACUUAACCAGACAUAAUCCGAAAUAUUUUCAAACUAUAUUAUUGGACACUCGGCCUUGACCGGACAUAACCCAACCACCUCCAACAAUUGGUCAGCAUUCUUACCAAUCUGUAGUUGCCUAGGUAACCUAGUUUUAACUUACAUUUAGCAUAAUCUAGUUAGCAGCUGAUGGAAUUCUUCUAAGCUCUUUCAGCAAUUUAUUCCUCGAUGCUGAUGACAAUUCAUUUGGAAGGAUUUUGUUAGGAUCUCACUUUCACCAGGAAAACGAUUUUAUUUCCAAUUCAAAUUUUUUAGUAUAUCCAUGAUUACCGAUCAUA